UAAAAAACAAUAAACCUGGAGGAUGAUGGAUUGGUCCAGACCCUUCUCUUAAGAAGGCAUUCUUUGGGAUAUCUGAAUAAUGGGAAAAAUUGUGUAAGCUGGCCGAGUGACCUUAUGCAAUUUUGGCCAUUAGAAGUAAAGAAGAAAAACUAUUUUUUGAUUUUUUUUAGUCUUGUUUCUGUUCGAUGCGCGGGGUUUUUUUUCAGUUAUACCGAAAAUGAAUUUAAAAAAAUAAUUCGUAUUUCUUAAAAAAUAUAAUGAAUUUACUGACCAACACAAUGGAUGUUAACAUUACGACGUUCAUAAAUCCUCAUUUAUUUUGGGUGACUGAGAAUUCUCUGGACAGGCUCAAUAUUUUGAACAACAUUUCUAGCCUCUUGCAGAAAGUAAAUCUGAAUUCUAAUGGUAUUUUUGAAACUGAUGAGAUUGUGGGAAUUACAUUGGACAAGAAGUUGGUUAGAGCUAGUAUUGAAAAAGUUUUCUGUUCUGCUAAUUCUGACGGGCAUCGCUAUUUUUGCUGGUUAAUAGAUUAUGGAAAAUUAAUUGAGGUUGACAUAGUUUAUAAACUGCCCAGGGACCUUCAGGAUAUUUCACCGCAAUCAAAACAAAUUUGCCUGCAGGGUAUUUGCUACCUAAAGGAUGUUCUUAAAUUAGGAGUAACGGGUUCAAUUAAGAAUGUUGCUACAGCCAUUCCUUCACAAGCCUCUUAUGAUUAUUCAAUGGAAUUAUUUAGAGACUAUACAAAAUUUACUUUCGAAAUGAUAGGUGAACAAAAUGGUGUAUUGUUUGGCGAUCUUUUGAUUUACAAAGACUAUCAGGUUUUGUCUUUGUCAGAGGAAUUGUGUAACAAGAAACUUAUGAUAAAGGAUGACAAAGUUUUUGAAGAGAUAAAAAAGGACAUUCAUUUGUAUAAAAAGACUUAUUUGAGUACAAUUCACCAGAUUUGCAGGAGGCAAAACACUAUAUCUAACAAAACAACUUCCAAAAUCAAAUGCAGUGAAGAUUUAAAGUAUGAAGACAUGGAUUUUAAUGUUGGGAAACCUCUGCUUAACGGUAGGAGAAGAAACAUAAACCUUGAUAGCAGUAAUAGCUCUAAUGCAUCUAGCAACGAAACGAUGUCUGAGAAUGAGCAGGCGAAUUCGUCUUUUUCCUCCUCUGAAAAUAUAAUCGCAAGCUUGUUACAGAAGCGCAAAGAUGUAUUUAAGGAAAGAAAGUUGGGUGUUGAAGAAAAAAAUCACAGUAACCUUCCUCCUGAAGAACGAUUUUCGAAUAUGAGCCAAGUACGCAAAAUAUUGGAAAGCCUCAGAAAAAUGAAGAGUAACGGCAGUGAUUCUGAAAAUAGUUCAUUUGCACCAUCGACUUUUUCACGAAAAGGUCCGCCAAAAACUGUCGAAACGCUUAGGAAACUUGCAGAGCUAAGAAAAAACAAAAGCAAAGAAGGUGCAACUUGGAAACAGGUCGAUUCCCCGGUGGUAUGUAUUGAAAAAACGGCGGGUAAGAGGAAACUUCCCCCAAAUAUUAAUCUUAUGCCCGCCGGUUCUGAGAGGAACCUUAAAACAAAAAAGAAGGUCUCCAAGGUGAUUCGCACGCCUACCAUUUCGAGUACCAACAGUGUGGCGGAGAAUCAAAGCAUUUCAACUAAUACUGAGACUGACACCGCCAAGAGUGAAGAUCCGCCAGCGGACAGGCCUCCACUUCAUUUUGCUAAUUUCGCGACGAGUUGCAAUUGUAAAGAUUGUAACAUACGUUACGAGGACGACGAUUGGGAUAGUUCUAUAACAUUCUCGGAUUCCAAAUGCAAGAAGCAAUUGUCUGAGUUGGUGCCGAUUAUCAAACCGCCGUUGUUGCUCAAACCUGCGGACAAGGAAUUGGUAGAGGAAAGCGGAAUAUUGUCAGUGGAAUUUUCUAAAAUGUCCCAGAUGCAGCGCCAUGCGUCGCGGAAGAAGUUGGUUCAUGGCGAAUCUAUACCGAGUCCUGCUGAACGCAUAUCCCAGAUUUUUCUGCAUAACAAAAUAUACGCCACUUUGUCAAAUCUCGGGUACCGUGCCACCAAGGGUAUCCAGAUGCACGCAUGUCCAGCCAUCACCCGCAAUCAGCACGUAUUUUUGAUUGGAGAUCGAAAGUCGGGCAAGACGAUGGCUUAUUUGCCGGUUAUGUGCUCGUUUGUGUUGGAGAGAGACCGCUACAGCCAACUGGACCAGAUGGGCGGCGGCCCCAUCGUUUUGAUAUUAUGUAACGAAUCGAAGAAGUGCGAAGAGGUUCACGAUCUGGCCAAGGUUCUCCUUAAAGGGACCAAGCACAAACUCAGCCUUAUAACAUAUCCCGGACACGCCAAUUUGAGCAACAUCGAUAUGUUGGUAACCAUGCCGUCGGUGCUAAAUAACUUGUUGACGUCGCGCGCGAUCAACUUCAAGCGAUUGUGCCAUUUAGUUUUCGACGACGCCGGUGUGCUUUUGAAGAAUCAUGAACUUCUCGUCAACGGUUUCCUUUCCCUCUGCGACAAAAUGCUGACCCACCGUUCUUGUCCCAAAUCGGUUCAGCUUGUCGUUUGUUCAGAACACUGGACGGUUCCUAUAGAGAAACUGUUGAAGCGGCUAAACAUACCGCCUCUGGUGUGCAUCACCAAUUACAUGGAGGCGGCGCUGUAUGGCAAAAUGGUUUACACCAUCAAGUUUUUGAAUUCCGCGUGCAAGGAGCAGGAAUUGAAACAAUUGUUAAAAAACGACCACAAAAUCGUAAGGUCGCUCGUCGUCUGCCAACCGGAGGAAGUAGAAGAGGUUUAUAAUGUUUUAAUGUUGAAAGGCAUCGACGCGACCCCUAUAAAGGACGACGUUAAGCGCGAAGACGCGAUGUAUCUCGAAGAGGUGUGGAACAAUGCCCGACCUGGCUCGUAUCACGUGCUCAUUUGUUCCGACUACACUUUCAAUACGAUGUUCGCCAUUACCAACGUCGCUCUACUGAUUCACUACUCCCUACCGCAGACUUGGUCUCAAUACGUCAGGAGGUUCAGUUGUUUACUCGAUAAUUGUGCGUCACCUUUGAAGAUGAAAUCGAACAAUAUAUCUAUACGCAGCGUGGUGCUGAUCGACGAGCAAUGCGAAUCGCGCAUGUCAAAGUUUGGCGCUUUUAUGCGUUCCUCGUUACUGUGGGACCAGCUGGGGUCGAAUUUGCGCUCGUAUUUGGACGCCGUAAAGUUGGCGGAAGAGCGCAGUAAACAGGCCGAACUGUGCGCGCAGAUCAAGAUUUUCGGCACCUGCGCCAAUUUCCGGUGCAAGUACCGCCAUCUAGCGGAUAAAACGGUCGAUGUCGACGAUCAUUUACCGCAGAACGGGUCGAUUAAGUUCACAAUCGCAGACGUAUGGGAUGUAACGACGUGCGCAAUCAAAAUCCUGGAAAGUUUCGAUACCAACGGUAACAGCGUCGGUAAAAUGAGAGAUCGAGAACAGGAAAUUUUGAACCAAUUGGCUGCAUGUCCUAGAGAUAGAUGCGUGAAAACGCCCAUCACUGGCCAAAUGUAUAUGUACGCGGACGAAGAUGUUUCGGGUAGGUGUCGACUACUAAAUGUGGAAGCAGACUCCGCAAAUGUCGUUUUGGUCGACAAAGGGACAAAAAUAAAAGUCGACGUUGCCAAAUUAUUCCAGCUGUCUGCAGAAUUGAUGAAUAUACCGUCCCAAAUUCAUGAAGUGUACCUCGGAAACUUCGUGCCGCCCCACCACGAUUCUGGAUUUUCGUCGAAGGCGUUCACCACCCUAAAACACAUGAUGGACGAGCACAGGUGCUGCGACAUGGUUUUCCGAGCCGAUAUUCAACUUCAGCUCGGGCACAACCUUUGGCUGGAAGACGUGGUGGAAGAAAGGGAACUAUUUGACAAAUCUCUGCCGACGAUGGGGUUCCAAUUAUCCAGAGAGCUGCUGCGUGGCGGUUUGGUUCGACGCGACGACCAAGUCCUGAGACGAUUGUACGAAUUGUGCAAGCAAGCGGACAUAUCGCUGCCCGACUACGAAAUUAAGAGGAGAAAGGUUGUAAGGAAGGUCGCCGAACAGCCGACACCUCGGUGGGCAUUUUUGGAUACCCAGCGAGUGAACGAGGUAACAUUCAGUUCGGCCAUUUCCCCCGACGAGUUCUACGUCAAGCUCAAGAAAUUCCACAAGUCCUUAUCGCAGUUGGAGAAGGAUAUACAGCAGGAAAUCCGAAAGCCGUUUUACCCGGUCCCCGAAAAAAUCGAAGUCGGAAAAUGUUACUUGGCGAAAGAUGAUCACAGCGGCAAUUAUUCGCGCGCGAUCGUCCGAAAUAUCGACGGAGACCACGCGUUGUGUUUUUUCGGCGAUUACGGCGACGAAACGGUGACGGAGCUGAGCGAGCUGAAGCAUCUGUCGGACGUGUUGCUCGAGAGGCUGCCUUUCCAGACGAUUCAGUGCAAAAUGUUCGGCGUCAGACCUGUGGACGAGAAGUGGGACAACGCCGCGACCGAUUUACUUUACGAGCUCGGCUUCGAGCCCGGCACGGAUGUCUUCAGGACGCUCUACGUUAAGACCGUGUCCGAAUCGGACAACGGCGACCUCGCCGGCCAGAAAUGUUAUUCGGUGAUAUUGAAGGACGGGUUUAACAAGCGUCACCUGCUCAACAAUUUGCUGGUCGAUUGCGGUUACGGCGUGCCGAUCAACGGCGCGAUUGAGGAUUUCGCCGUUUCCGAACCGUCGUCGGGGAACGAGUCGGACCACGACAGCGACGACUGGAUCGAGGACGGACGAGAAAACGAAGAGACUCUUGAGAAUUUCAAUUUGGGCGACGACUUGGAGGUUUUCAUAAUAGACUUUGGCCAGUUUUGCACCGACAAUGACUUUUUGACAAGCGAGCGAAACGAAGCGGGGCCCAAAAAAGUAGAGGACGGCGCCAGACAGUUGCCCGUGAUUAAAGCCGCACCGGAAGUGGAUUACCUCACGCCCGAUUGCCUCUGGUCCCAGACCGAUUCUUUCGUAAGGUUGACGAUCCAAAUUCCGGACGUUUCGGACUACACGGUCAGCGUCAGUCAAGGAAGGGUAUUUAAUUUUUGUACGUACAAGGCGGGCAAGAAAUAUCUCCUGAAUUUGAUACUGUUUGAUCGUGUGAAGAAGACUUUUCAACACAGUGCGCUAGGGGCAGUAGUCAAAGUGACACUGGCCAAACACAAGGACGAUGCAACGUGGCCCCGUUUGCUAUACUCAAAAAACAGAUUUAGGAAUAUCCAUUUCGACAUCGAUACUUUGAAUGUUGACGACGAGAAGAAGAGGAGAUUUUUGGAGUUGCCGAUCAGUGACGACGACAAAGAUGAGGACGACAACGACUUGGUUUACUAUUGUUCGGAUCGCGGUAGCGAGUAUGACGAAGACAUAGCAGAACUCGACUAAGAGUGAUAGUUUUUAUUGUUUUAUGUAGAUAUAUUUUGGUGUUCAGUCAACGAAUCAGGUCCGUAUUUUGAUUUUAGUUUUUCUUUGGAUUUUAAGAGAUUUCUGCGACCACUUUUUUGAAUUGUUUCGUUAUUAAUUUUUCAAAGAAGCUUCCACAGGCUACUGUAAUACUUUUUAUAAAACUUCUGGAUUCCUCCUGCGUCGGUUUUUGUUGAGUCAAACUAGCUUAACUGUUUCAGUCAAGCUCCGAAGAAGCCAACAGGAUGACUGGCCAAACGCUAGCUAGUUGGAAUCAACAAAAAUCGACGCAGAAAUCCAAAAGUUUUAUUAAAAAAAUGUUUCUUUAUUAUUGUUUGUUGAAAUUUUGAUUAUUUUAUGCCUCUCCUGGACAAACUUAACCUUUUUAGAAACAAAAUGACUAGAAAAUGAUUAAAAAGUUUAUUUGCUCCAUACUAUACAUAAAUCCAUCAGUUUUUUUAAACAAUCCCAUUAGCUUCUAUUAUGGUGGUGCUAAUGUGGCCUGUUUGACAAUUUUUUAAACAAAAAUUGCGCCCCUGCGGGGUAGGUCAAAUGUACUAUUCGGUGUUUAGUUUUCUGCCCUUCGAAGACAUCUUUCUAGCUGCUACCCAUCAUGUAAUGUUUGCUCAAGACAAGUGUAGUUUAUUCAAACUAAGCAGCUCGAAACCGCUGUUGCGUUUUAAAUAACUGUUUAUUUAAUUUAAUAAAUAUAAUUUCGUCCAAAUAUAACAAAGAAAUGAUUUAAAUAUAUGUAUGUAAUAACCGAAUAGGUCAAACGUAACGUUCGCUGUUUAUAGUUUUCCUCGUUGAUCUGCUUAAGUUCCAAGGUAAUUGAAUAGUAAUUUAGUUCAAAUAAAGUUCUCUCUAUGUGUAAACAGCUUAUGAAAUGAUACUUGAGCGUUUUCCAUGUAUGUACCAUUUACUUAACACCAUAUGGCCAGUAAGUGUGGACUAAAGUCUUGUCAAUGUAAUUCGAUAACAGAUCGAAUGUUGAUAGGAUAUUUUUGUAAGUAGUAAUAAGUAUUAAAUAAAUUAAUUUUAAAUAAGUAACUUAAGUUUGCGAAACUCUUUGGAAAAUUAAGCAAAACCUCCACAAAUACAAUGAAUAAAAUAUAUUUAAAACAAAACAGAAAAUGGAUUAAAGAAAUAUACCUAUACAAUAACAAUAA
Messenger RNA from Cylas formicarius (sweet potato weevil), 6574 nucleotides. Its product is annotated as putative ATP-dependent RNA helicase TDRD12. Lineage: Eukaryota; Metazoa; Arthropoda; Insecta; Coleoptera; Brentidae. Gene Ontology annotation, biological process: transposable element silencing; germ-line stem cell division. Bases 258 to 5387 code for a protein of 1709 amino acids. The transcript is spliced from 15 exons. The record is from RefSeq and is a predicted model, not a curated record. Gene Ontology annotation, molecular function: nucleic acid binding; ATP binding.